Messenger RNA from Gloeophyllum trabeum ATCC 11539, 2308 nucleotides. RefSeq names its product glycoside hydrolase. The transcript has 12 exons. Lineage: Eukaryota; Fungi; Basidiomycota; Agaricomycetes; Gloeophyllales; Gloeophyllaceae. Gene Ontology annotation, biological process: trehalose catabolic process. Bases 716 to 2260 code for a protein of 514 amino acids. Gene Ontology annotation, molecular function: alpha,alpha-trehalase activity. The record is from RefSeq and is a predicted model, not a curated record.
AGCGAUAUUGGGCGGACUUGUAGCGUUCCUACAGGUAGUCAACGCUGCCCCUCAGGGCGCGACGACUACGACAUCCCCUGCUUUCUCCCCAUCACCGGUGUCGGUCUCUACUGCUGUGGCUAGCCCGUCAGCACCGCUCAGCGCUACCUUGCCAUCGCAAGUAGCUUUGCCUCCCAAGCAGACAUGGUGCCCUAGUGAGAUCUUUUGUGCGGGUGAGCUUCUGCAAACUGUGAAUAUUGCGUGGCUCUACGCGGAUCCCAAAACGUUCGUGGACAAGCCGACGGUCAAGUCGUCCCAGCAAGUGCUCUCCGACUUUAGUUCCUUGAACGGGUCGAGCGUGACUGAGGGUGCCAUUGAGAACUUUGUGGACACCGACUUUGGUGGAGAAGGACUGGAGCUCGAGGCGCUCGCGCUGACUAACUUUAACGCGAACCCGGCUUUCCUGGAAAAUGUGACAGAUCCGCUACUGAAGGCGUGGUCGCAGACGGUGCAUGGUUACUGGACGCAGCUGAUUCGGGAAACGAAUAGUUCGGUGCUGUGCUCAGAGGGAACGACUAGUAGUGGAUGCGAGAGCUCGCUGAUCCCCUUGAACCAUACCUUUGUCGUUCCUGGUGGUCGGUUCAGAGAGCAAUACUAUUGGGAUAGCUUCUGGAUCGUGCAGGGUCUGAUCGAGUCCGAACUAUAUGACAUCGUCAACUCCACGCUGCAGAAUUUCAUGGAUGAAUUAGAGACGAUUGGAUUUAUUCCGAACGGAGGGCGGAUAUAUUACCUCAACCGGUCGCAGCCACCGCUCUUCAUUCAUAUGCUUUCCAGCUAUGUCACAGCGACAAACGACACCACGAUAUUAGAGCGUGCUCUGCCUUUAGCCGAACGCGAAUUGCAGUGGUGGCUGGAUAACCGCUCUGUGAAUGUCACAAGCCCUUACACGCAGCAAACCCAUACAAUGUAUCACUACGCCGUCAAGAACAGUGCUCCGCGGCCCGAAUCAUACCUCACGGAUUAUCUGACCGCUAAUGACCCUACGCUUGAGACCCCCCUCAAUGAGACUGAACGCGAUGCCCUGUAUGCCGAGCUGGCGAGCGGAGCAGAGACAGGUUGGGACUACUCGUCUCGAUGGACGGCCCAACCGUUUGCCGGAGGCUCCAACAAUACCAACCCCAUAUUGCGCUCGCUCAAUGUAAGGAAUACGGUACCAAUCUGCCUUAAUAGCAUACUCUACAAAGCGCACAGCCUCCUGGCGGAUCUCUACACCGCGUCCAACGGCACUGCAAAAUCCCUCGCGGACUCCCACCGAGCUGCUGCCACCGCCCUGAGGUCGGGCAUCCUUGACCUCCACUGGGACCCCUCGAAACUCGCCUUCUACGACUUCAACCUCACGUCCAGCUCGCGCAACGCCCUGUUUUCUGCCGCCACGUUCUACCCUCUAUGGAGUGGAAUCAUCCCUGACGAGGCGCUUGGCGACCAGAGCAAGGCCUUCGGCAUGUUCGCCGCGCUGAAUCUGGUAUUGAACAGAUAUAACGGCACGUUCCCGGUGACGUUCUUGGAGACUGGCCUGCAGUGGGAUGCGCCGAACGCCUGGCCGCCGCAUCAGUACAUCGCACUCGAGGCCCUGCGUAAUCUCCCGUCGAACCUCACGUCCAACUCACUCCCUUCCCCGUCCUCGGGUCAGUCUACUUUCAGUUUGAUUCCCUCCGGGCAGUUAGGGUUGGAGGAGUCAGAACUGCCCGGGCAGCCUAUUCUUGGAUCUAGCAGCAACGCGACCAAGACAGGAUCGAAGGCGGACAUCAAUACGCUGAGCGGGACUAUUGUGAACGGUGGUAACGCUACUGAAGGCGAAGGAUGGGCAGCUGCUCUCCAGAGGGAGUUGGCGAACAGGUACUUUGCCGGUGCGCUCUGUAGCUGGUAUGCGACAGGAGGCUCCAUUCCCGGGAUUCUACCGAGAUUAUCGGAGCAGGAGCUCAACAUCACCCAGAGUGUGAAUAACACCGGAAAUAUGUUCGAGAAGUUUUCUAACAACAACAUCGACUCCGCCGGUUCUGGUGGGGAAUAUACCGUACAGGCUGGUUUCGGAUGGACGAAUGGUGUGGUACUCUGGAUCGCGAGUAAUUACGGCAAGGUCCUCGUUGCACCGCAGUGCCCGAGCCUCUUAGCUGAACAGAAUACCAAGUCUGGGGCGAAGAGUGGUGCUGUUAUGGUUCGACCUGUGCCGGGUGCUAUUGUUGUUGCUUUGGUGUCACUCGUCAUGCGUGUUUUGUUGUAGGGUCAAAAUGUGCACAUUAAUCUGACUGUGAGAUGGACAUCGGUUACG